This is a messenger RNA of Anolis sagrei ordinatus, 2222 nucleotides long. The record is from RefSeq and is a predicted model, not a curated record. NCBI's taxonomy places the organism in Eukaryota, Metazoa, Chordata, Lepidosauria, Squamata, Anolidae.
CAACCCGGAAACGCCUCGUCUCCCGGUGGCCGCCAUAUUGGCCGGCUCCCUGGGUGCCGCCAUGUUUUGAGAGUCGUUCCCAGGAGGAGCAGCUGCCUCAGUGAGAGAAGGAAGGAGAGAAGAAAAGAAGGGAAGAGGAGGAGGAGAGGGAAGAGGAGAGGGGCUGCCUCCCUCCCCAGCGAGCCAGCCAUGUCUGAGACUUAUGAUUUCCUCUUCAAAUUCCUGGUAAUUGGAAGUGCCGGAACGGGGAAGUCCUGCCUCCUGCAUCAGUUCAUUGAAAACAAAUUCAAGCAGGAUUCCAACCAUACAAUCGGGGUGGAGUUUGGAUCAAAGGUGGUGAAUGUCGGUGGCAAGACGGUGAAGCUCCAGAUCUGGGAUACAGCUGGGCAAGAACGCUUUAGGUCAGUAACAAGAAGCUAUUACCGGGGGGCAGCAGGAGCGCUCUUGGUCUACGACAUCACCAGCAGAGAGACGUAUAAUGCCUUGACCAACUGGCUAACAGAUGCCCGGACUCUAGCCAGCCCCAACAUAGUCAUCAUUCUCUGUGGCAACAAGAAAGAUCUGGACGCUGACCGAGAAGUUACGUUUUUGGAAGCUUCACGUUUUGCUCAGGAAAAUGAGUUAAUGUUCCUUGAGACCAGCGCCUUGACCGGGGAGAAUGUAGAAGAAGCUUUCCUAAAAUGCGCUCGGACUAUACUGAACAAAAUUGAAUCAGGUGAACUGGAUCCAGAGCGGAUGGGUUCAGGCAUCCAGUAUGGGGAUGCUUCCUUGAGGCAACUGCGGCAACCCCGAGGGACCCAAGCACAGACCCGACAACAAUGCAACUGCUAGAGCCAAAAUUCAAGCAUGCUGAAAACUGUCUUGCGAGUGCUGGAAUUCAGUUGCGCUGGACCCAGGGCUGUAUGAAGCACUUUCUUCCGUUCCGUUCCCCAGGACCACGUGUCUUGUUGGCUGAAGCCCUCUUGAGCCUUUUCAAGGAACCUGGCUCCAUCUCCAUCCUGCCACCGUCCUCCCCUUCCUUCUUGCCUCGCAUCCGGAUGGAACGCUUUGCAAGUUCAGUUCUCAGGCACAGGCUUCCACGCAGGAGGUGUGCAAGGGAGACGCUGGCUUCGGUGAACUCGGGUCCCUUUUCUAUGCUGAAGGCCAAGCCCCUUCUUCCGGCCCCCCUGGGACUGUGAUGGCUUUGAGGUCUGGGGCGACAGGCUCAUCAAAGGUGGUGGGGAACCCCAGAAAGAAUCCGAGCCUCCUCAGCUCCCUCAGCCUUUGGUGCACUCAAUUACUUUUGACGUAAUAUGGCAACAAAAUAUGAUUGUGGUUUGAGGGGGCAAGAAAGGGGGGGCACUUAGGUCAUUUCGGAGAUAUUUCAUUUCUCUUCUCCCUCCUAAGCGUAAACCUUCAUUCCAUCUUUGUAGGAGAAGUUACCAUGUUUUUUGGGGGUUUUUUUUUGUGAGAGCACACAAAACAUUGCUGGGGAUCCUCAGAUGCUAUGCCCUUCCAGCCAUUUCUGAAUAUUCUGCCUUGGUGGCAAAACCAAAAGACCCCUUUCCUCCCCCUUGUAGCAUCUCUGGUGCUUGCCUGUCCAGUGAUGAGGUCCGGCCUAAAUUUCUGUCCACACCAGGUCCAAUUGUGGUGUUUUUGUUUGAUUCUUUGGUGCCACUUCUCUGAAGGUACCUCCUCGGUUUGGUUUUUUAAAAAGCUAUAAUAAGUUUGUAUGGUUUUCAGGCACUUUUUCGCUAUCUCCAGUCCCCUUGUUAUCUCCCCUUGGCUGAAUGAGAAACAACAUUGUGUGCCUGGGGUUGUGUGCUGAAUCAGUUGUUAGUUUGCUGGAAGUUCCCGGUUUGGUUUGUGAGCGCUUCUAAUAAGGAUUCUAGACAUUUUGAGCAGGAAACAUUGCAUAUGCGAUCAUGUCUCUCAUAGUGGAGGAAGGAGGUGGGCAUGACAUGUUUGUCCUUCCCUGGAGGCUUUUACAACCGUCGACUGGCGUUGUCUUGGAUUCCUGUCCACUGUCAAGCUCCUGUGCCUUAAAACCUUUGACCAGGCAACUCUGUGAAUUGCUUGUGAGUUUUUAAGACCCAGUUGCUUAGAAGAGGGGGCCCUUCAUCUCCAGAAAUGCUCACCUCUUUGGUGAGUUUUCUGUGGCCCUUUAAUUUUCCAGUGGUUCUCAACCUGGGGUCCCCAGAUGUUUUGGCCUUUAACUCCCAGAAAUCCUAACAGCUGGUAAA